AUGUCAUUCGUUCGUACGGCUGUCACAGCCGCCAGAGGCACUGCUGGGCUCCGUGCCUUUUCGACGGCACGCGUCUACCACGCUGAGCUUGCCUACCAGGUGUACGGCCCGGAGAAAGGGCAGGCAACUAGCGAUCCUAUCCUGUUCCUGCAUGGACUGUUUGGCUCUAAGCAGAACAACCGGAGUAUCAGCAAGCAUGAUCUACGUAAUCAUGGACAGUCUUUCCACGCUCCUGAGCACAGCUAUGGUGUGAUGGCUGAAGAUGUUCAGGAGUUCAUUCAACAGCAAAAGCUGGACAAGUGCGUCCUCAUCGGCCAUUCCAUGGGCGCCAAGGUGGCGAUGACUUUGGCUCUCCGCACCCCCGAGCAGGUGUCGGGCCUCAUUCCCGUGGACAACGCGCCGGUCAACGCGGCGCUGAAAAGCGACUUCCCGAAAUACGUCCGCGGCAUGCAACACAUUGAGAGUGAGAAGGUCUCGAAGCAAUCGGAAGCUAACAAGAUUCUCGAGGGUUACGAAGAGUCCCUUGGGAUCCGUCAAUUCCUUUUGACUAACCUUGUCCGCUCCGAGGAGGAUGGUUCCUACAAGUUCCGUGUGCCUCUCUCUGUGCUGGGAAAUUCGCUUGAUAACAUGGCGGAUUUCCCUUUCAGUCAGUCGGACUCGAUCCAGUACAAUGGCCCUACGCUCUUCGUACGGGGUACCAAGUCCCAGUAUGUCUCGGAUGACACGGUUCCAGCCAUCAAAAAGUUCUUCCCCAAGGCGCAGAUCGCCGAUGUCGAGGCGGGCCACUGGCUCAUUUCUGAAAACCCCGAGGCUUUCCGACAGGGUAGGUUUUUCCAAUCCAAAAUUGCGGAUGAAAAUAUCUAA
Penicillium argentinense is the source of this 864-nucleotide messenger RNA. RefSeq lists its product as uncharacterized. Gene Ontology annotation, cellular component: mitochondrion. The transcript has 4 exons. Bases 1 to 864 code for a protein of 287 amino acids. The record is from RefSeq and is a predicted model, not a curated record. Lineage: Eukaryota; Fungi; Ascomycota; Eurotiomycetes; Eurotiales; Aspergillaceae.